Zophobas morio is the source of this 1467-nucleotide messenger RNA. RefSeq names its product protoheme IX farnesyltransferase, mitochondrial-like. Bases 19 to 1272 code for a protein of 417 amino acids. The record is from RefSeq and is a predicted model, not a curated record. The transcript has 11 exons. Gene Ontology annotation, biological process: heme A biosynthetic process. Gene Ontology annotation, cellular component: mitochondrion; mitochondrial membrane. Gene Ontology annotation, molecular function: protoheme IX farnesyltransferase activity. NCBI's taxonomy places the organism in Eukaryota, Metazoa, Arthropoda, Insecta, Coleoptera, Tenebrionidae.
UGCCUUUGUGCAAGUUUAAUGCACCUAGCACGUAAAGCAGUACACUUACGGUCGCUUACUUUACAACACUAUAUGGCCAGCGCUCUCUUAACUUUUAAAGCUUGCAAUAGAGUUAACUUAAAUUUGAAGGCUGUUGACCGUUUGCACUAUACUGUGAGCUUCUUUGCUCAAAAAAAAACGAAAAUUAGUUGUAAAAAAAACGAUGAGAGCCAUAGAGAAAGUUGCAGUCUUAUUAAAGCUUUAAUAAUAUUUAAACGUUAUAACCAUGCAAAUAAACUUCACUUUCGAAAAGUGCAGUCACUGCCGAAAUCUUUUUAUUACAGUUCUAAAGAGCAGUGCAAAACUAAUUUAUGUAAUGUCUACGAGCGAAAAACGAUAGAUUUACUGAAAGUGUAUGCCCAAUUGUCGAAGCCAGAGCUUAGUGCUCUUGUUACGCUAACAGCUUUAGUUGGUUACGCAAUGGCGCCGGGAGAGCACUCUCUUCCGAACAUGUUUUAUUCGGCGGUCGGGACUGCUAUGUGCAUCUCUUCGGCGAACGUCUUAAAUCAAUGGAUGGAAGUCCCUUUUGAUGCUCAAAUGUCUCGAACGAAAAACAGACCAUUGGUCCGCUGCGCCCUAACCCCUUUCCAUGCUUUUAACUACGGCGUAACUCUGGGCGCCUUUGGGACAGGAAUUCUUUGCGUCAAACUUAAUAGCCUCGUAGCGGCUCUGGGCUUCGGAAACAUAAUUCUUUACUCCUUCUUUUAUACAGCCUCUAAAAGACUGCACGUCGUAAACACAUGGAUAGGCGCGGUGGUUGGCGCAAUCCCUCCCAUGAUGGGCUGGGCCGCUUGCACGGGAAACCUCGAGGAUGGAGCUUGGCUACUUGGUACGUUACUCUAUGUCUGGCAGUUUCCCCACUUUAAUUCACUCAGCUGGAACCUCCGGAAAGAUUACGGUAGAGCUGGGUACCAGAUGAUGUCGGUAAUUGAUCCGGCCCUUUCGAAGCGGGUAGCCAUCCGGCACACUCUGAUGCUCUUUCCGGUGUGCGGGUUGUGCGUUUACUGCGGUCUCACCGAGUGGAAGUUCUUAAUAACAUCAUUCGCAAUAAAUACAGUUUUGUUAUACCAUAGUUGGAGCUUCUUCCAAUGUGCAACUAAGAAAACGGGGAGAAGGCUGUUCUUUGUUUCCAUCAUACACCUUCCAGCUCUUCUCUGCUUGCUUAUGCUGCACAAAAAGAAAAGGAAACCGCUCUCCUUAAUUCCCACGACAUGCGAACACGAAAUUUCUUGAGAAGUUUGCGGGCCUGAGCACGGUUGCAGAGAGGCGAUGGAGCGCAAGGAGAAGACACAAUAAACGUGGAGUUGCAGAGGUUUUUAUUAUCGGAUGAAGUUUACUCAUCCCACAAGUUUGGUGAUCUUUCCAAUGGCAACUGUUCUUUCUGUUGUAAAAUAAGCUGGAGAUUAGAAUUAAAAGAUAGGGCAGAGC